Molecule: messenger RNA, 1386 nt
Organism: Talaromyces atroroseus
Lineage: Eukaryota; Fungi; Ascomycota; Eurotiomycetes; Eurotiales; Trichocomaceae
Exons: 2
Coding region: 1-1386 (461 amino acids)
Source: RefSeq, a predicted model, not a curated record
AUGAAGUUCUUAUCUUUGCUUGUGCUCCCUGCUGUGCGAGCCUACCUGGUGGCACCCCCCGGUGUUGCCGCUCCUGGAACCACUGAAGACUGCAGUGAAUGGGUCGCAUAUUCGGAUGAUCUUAACUGUCCUAUCAUCGAGGCAGAUUAUGGUCUAACACCGAGCCAGUUUGAGACAUGGAAUCCCGUCGUUAUGGAGCUGGGAAGCACCUGUACUCUAAUCGGGGGCCUAGAUUACUGCGUCCAGAUCAACUUUGGAGGAUCGAGCACAUCAUCAUCGACAGCCAGCUCAACUGCGUCAGCCACCUCGUCAACUACAACCAGCUCAUCGAUCGCCACUACAACCACCAGCACAGCUACUACCUUUAGCACGACAACCUCCGGUGACGGUAUCUCGACUCCCACUCCCUACCAGACAGGAAUGGCGUCCAAUUGCGAUAAGUUCUAUCUAGUUCAAAGCGGAGAUGAGUGUGGUACUAUUGCAUCCAGCGAAGGCAUCAGCCUAGAUGAUUUCUAUGCCUGGAAUCCAGCAGUUGGAACAAACUGCUCUGCUCUAGACCUAGGUGAUUAUGUUUGUGUCGAUAUUAUUGGAGUCACACCAAGUGUUACUACCACUACUGCUGCCUCUACAACUGCCACCGCGGCAACGACAACAACAUCUGGAGAUGGGAUUACAACCCCUACACCAUAUCAAACCGGAAUGGCGUCUGAUUGCGAUAAAUUCUACCUUGUGGAAAGCGGAGAUGAAUGCGGUACUAUUGCAUCAGAUGAAGGCAUUACUCUUGAUGAAUUCUAUGACUGGAAUCCAGCCGUUGGCACAAACUGUUCGUCCUUGGAUCUAGGUUAUUAUGUCUGUGUCGAUGUUAUUGGCGUAACAGCAAGUGCUACUACCACUGCUACUACAACCACAUCCGGAGAUGGCAUUACAACCCCUACACCGCAUCAAACAGGAAUGGUAUCUGACUGUGACAAGUUCUACUUGGUUCAAAGUGGAGAUAACUGUUACAGCAUUGCCGAGGACAAUGGCAUAUCACUGGACGACUUCUACGAUUGGAAUCCAGCUGUUGGGACAGGAUGCGCAUCUCUAGAUCUAGGCGAUUAUGUCUGUGUUGAUGUUGUUGGGGUCACACCAAGUGCCACUACGACUACUGCUACUGCUACAACAACAGCUGCUGGUGACGGCAUCACAACUCCUACACCAUACCAAACCGGCAUGGUGACUGACUGUGACGAGUUCUACUUGGUUAAAAGCGGAGAUAGUUGCGACACCAUCGCUACAGACUAUGAUAUCUCACUAGACGAGUUCUAUGACUGGAACCCAGCGGUUGGAACAGAAUGUUACUAUCUGGACCUAGGUUACUAUGUCUGUGUCGGCAUUUCCUCAUAA